This is a messenger RNA of Mytilus trossulus (common blue mussel), 1366 nucleotides long. RefSeq lists its product as uncharacterized. The transcript is spliced from 3 exons. NCBI's taxonomy places the organism in Eukaryota, Metazoa, Mollusca, Bivalvia, Mytilida, Mytilidae. The record is from RefSeq and is a predicted model, not a curated record. Bases 118 to 1245 code for a protein of 375 amino acids.
UUACCAUGUCUAUCGGAUUAUGAAUAUUAGAUUUUGUAAUGGUAUCAGACGAUUUGUGAAUUUAUGUAAAACUUAAAUCGGAAUAUUUGACCAUUCAUAUCACAGAAACACUGAAAUAUGAACUACAAAAGUUAUGUUGUGUGGAACAAUAAAGGUGGAACAGGGAAAACAUCUCUGGUAUUCCAAUUGUCAGCCGAAUACGCCAGACAGAAUCCUACACAGAAAGUCAUUGUCAUCGAUAUGUGUCCACAGGCAAAUGUCUCAAGUUCACUUCUCGUCAAUACAUUCUCUAACUUUCCAGGCGAGAAAAUUGUGUCCGAUGCAUCAAAGAUUGAUACGAAAAAGAAAAUGAAAAGUUUUGAACCAAAUGUAUGUGGUUAUCUUUUAUCAAGACUCGAUCGAGACGAAAGCGUGAAGGGAACGAUUAAUUGGAAUCAAUUUUUGAUACAAGCUAGCGUGUUCAACAAAUUCGUCCCGGAUAAUUUACGUCUCCUUUGCGGUGACAUUUAUUUAGAGGUUCUUUCGAAAAGACUGGAACAAGAACGACAACUCGUACCAACUCGAUAUGAUAAUCCAUGGAGAAGAGUUACCUUAUUCAUGAAGGAUUUUAUCGAAUUCAUCAGUUCAAGUAACAAACAAGUUUUUCAUAUGUUUUUCAUUGACACAAAUCCAAGUUUUUCUAUUUACACAGAGAUGGCAAUAACUGGAGCACGUCGCGUGGUCGUUCCUUUCACACAAGAUGAUUUUUCAGUGUCCGCCAUCAAAUCGAUGCUUUAUUCAGUUUACGGCUUUACAAGCGAAGACAGCGAAAGACUAGAAGGUUUGAAAGAAUCACAGUAUUUUUGGCUUGCAGACAAGUAUGGAAUAUCGCCUCCAAAAUUGCAUUUAUUUAUAAACAACAGAGCGACUUUCUAUGGGACGAAAGCAGCUGCCGCAUUUGCCGCGAUAGGAAACGAAGUGAGCGCUUCCCUGCUUAAGGUUUAUAUAAAAAGUCAGGACAUUUUUGAAACUGCCACGGAGUUAUCUUCUCUUGAUUUAAUCAUGGACAUUAACAAGUUUAAAAUGAGAUAUCUGACUGAUUGCUGUGAUUUCCAAUCCACCAUAGUACUUUCCUUACAUAAUGGAUGCCCAUUUUCACAAAUUGACCCAGGUGCACAUACGAUUUACGGGUCACCGAUCACAAUAUCUAAAACUAAUUUGGAAGAUUGCAAAUAUGCCAUUUUGAAAAUUGUAAAGUUGCUGUAGAAAAAAUGUGCACAAGAUUUUAUAUGUUUUAUUUGGUGGUCUUGAAGGUGUUUACUAAAUAGAGAAGUUUGUCGGAAGAGUGCAGAAUGAAAGUCUAAACAAGCAUUGAAUACAAAUAGAA